Bipolaris zeicola 26-R-13 is the source of this 1944-nucleotide messenger RNA. RefSeq lists its product as uncharacterized. Bases 1 to 1944 code for a protein of 647 amino acids. NCBI's taxonomy places the organism in Eukaryota, Fungi, Ascomycota, Dothideomycetes, Pleosporales, Pleosporaceae. The transcript is spliced from 4 exons. The record is from RefSeq and is a predicted model, not a curated record.
AUGCCCCUAACAUUACCAACAGGGCCCAUUGAUCAGACCAUCUACAAAGGCUUCUGGAUCAAUCAAUCGCUUGGUACAGUCCGUGGCGCAACCCUCACACUUGAUCUUCAGGCCGGCGGUCUGGUCAUAGCUUUUCUCGCUUUAUUUAUUGCUGUCACAGCGCGUAGCGUCUGGAAGAUUACGCGAUUUCUGGUCUAUGCCAAUGACUCAACCCUCGGUAAGCAGGAUGGUGUCUAUCACCAGCGACAAGCCAUCUUGCGCAAUCAGCCGUUGGCACUUGAUGCCGUGAUAGACCUGUGUCGACUCAGUUAUGCCUGGCGAGAUCGCGCCAAAAGGAGCCAACAGCGUAUACUGCCGGUCAUUCUGAUAGCUUCUGCUAUCUCUGUUGUUUCUAUUGCUGCUGGUAUUUUGUCCUCGAGAAUUUUGACAAACUCGAAUCAAGAAGCUUUGAUAGCUGGCCAAGACUGUGGGGUGUACGCCCAUAAUGAAGACUUCCAAGUGUCUCACUAUGAACCCCUAAUGCUUUAUCUGAGUCAGAAAUCUGUCGACGCCUUUGGAUAUGCGAUACAAUACUACGACGGGGGCAACAUUGUCCAGAACGAGCUAUGCGAAACGUUUGUAAGACCCACGUUGCCCUUUACGUCAGACAGAAACGCCUCUUGUCCAUUUUCCGGGGGAAUCUGCAAGUCAGAUAUUGGUAACAUCCUCCUCGACUCAGGCGUGCUACACUCUCAAAUACACCUGGGCCUCAAUCAGAACCCACAGUUUACUCUUCGCCAUCAAACGCACUGUGCGCCUUUGGAAACAGCUGGCUUCACCGACACUGUCCUGAUCCCAAAUAGCUCCCAGACUCGACAGGUCUAUCGAUAUGGGAACAUAUCUGAUUCCGAGGGCAACAAAAGUCCUGUCUUUGCAGUUGAUAUUAGGUCCGAAAGACCAUCACUUGAUGACGUUACUGUUGGCAACUACAAAGUUGCAGUCGUGUUGCGGUACAGUUCUGAUAAAACUAUUGAGUUAAUAUCAGAACUAUGGAAACCCAAUGGGGCCGUGUCCUUGUUAUUUCUGGAUGCCUCGGAAGUCAUAUAUGUCAACAAGACAGAGGAUCCUUGGUUCUCGGCUACAACCUUGUUUGAUAACAGCUCUUCAGAUUCCAGUACGGACGGUACAGGUCCAUUUGUUGCUGACGAACCUGUUGGUGUAAUGGGCUGCGUAACUCAGAGGUUAUAUUGCAACCCGAACCUUCCCGAAGAUGUCGGAUGCAUUGAUGGUUUCGCUAUGGAUGAUCAUCAAUCUUCAUUGGACUUGUUCCAAAGCGUCUGGCCAGACGCAAACGAUCAGUCUGUGAUGCACGGAUUUGUGAAUACACUGAACAAUCAAGGCUUGUUAGAUGACCAUUAUUUCAUGCCAAGCUCACCAACCCUUCUAUCACGCAGUACCCUGGCGUUUAACUUGCAACUAGCAGCUAUACCGAAGGAUCGAUGGCAAGACGAGCGCGAACACUUAUACAAAGCUAGUCUUGCUGCUAUACAAUCUGCGAUGGUCGAUCAUGCUAGGGGACUUGAUUUUAGCACGAGCACAUAUUGUAUGGUCCUUAUCAUAGGAAGCACGCUGAUUCUCACAUCAAUAUUUGUGGAGGAACUUUUCGCCCUUUUUUUACGAUAUCCGCGCCUACGCAGUGCAAAGUUAAUAUACAGCUACUGCGAAUGGCAAGCCGGAUCCACCCUACAGUUGCAACGCCUAGCACAUGAGAACCUCGGUCUUGGAACCUGGACGCGCACGGAUGAGGCAAUACCAGUUACUGAGCCAGGAGACACUUUGGGCGUACUGGAAGUCACCGAUUCAAAGCACGUGCACAUGGUCAUACCAACCGAGGAACUCAACAGAGUUGACUCUGCAGCAGACUCUGCAAAAUUCAAUUUACUCGAUCAUGUAGUCGUCGAUUGA